Molecule: messenger RNA, 2226 nt
Organism: Vespa crabro (European hornet)
Lineage: Eukaryota; Metazoa; Arthropoda; Insecta; Hymenoptera; Vespidae
Gene: Pms2
Product: mismatch repair endonuclease PMS2
Exons: 5
Coding region: 170-2224 (684 amino acids)
Biological process (GO): mismatch repair
Cellular component (GO): MutLalpha complex
Molecular function (GO): ATP binding; mismatched DNA binding; ATP-dependent DNA damage sensor activity
Source: RefSeq, a predicted model, not a curated record
AAAAAAAUUUUCGAAAAAUAUAUGAUGUAAAUAAUAUUUGUAGUUAUGCCGGUAAAAUUCUCAGCAUUUUUCGUACUGUCGUUUUCUGAGUUAAGUCGUACCGAAAGUGAAAGAUUUAUAAAUGAUAUAUCCACAAAAUUAACUGCUUUUUAUUAAAUAUCGAAAUACAAUGUAUGAACCAAUUGCAACAACAGAAAAAUCGCAAAAGAUCGAGGCGAUAAACAAAGAAACAAUACAUCGUAUUUGUUCUGGACAGGUAGUGAUUGAUCUUUCAAUUGCUGUAAAAGAAUUAGUUGAAAAUAGCUUAGACAGUGGAGCUACAAUUGUUGAUGUAAAGCUAACAGAUUAUGGAAAAACAUGUAUAACUGUCUCAGACAAUGGAAGUGGAGUUGAAGAACAAGAUUUUGAAGGAUUAGGUUUAAAACAUUAUACAUCUAAACUGCGUGAAUUUUCGGACUUAACAGAGGUAAAUACAUUUGGAUUUCGUGGAGAAGCUCUAAGUUCAUUAUGCGCAUUAGGUGAUCUAAGUAUCGUAACCAGACAUUUGACUAAUGAACAUGGAUUCAAAUUGGAAUUUGAUAGGAAUGGUUUAUUAAAAAAGAAAGAAAUAUAUGCUAGAGAAAAGGGAACGUCAGUUCAUGUAAAAAAUAUAUUUAAAAAUCUUCCAGUUAGAGCGAAAGAAUUUCAUAGAAAUAUAAAAAAGGAAUAUACACGUACUAUUCAAAUAUUAUACAGUUAUUGUUUAGUUUCCGUUAAUGCAAAAAUAUCAUGUACAAAUACAAUCUCAGGAAAAUCCUCUAAUCUUAUUGUAAGCACGGCAAAUGCGGAUAGUGUUCUUAAAAAUGUUAUUGCUGUCUUUGGUAAAAAAUCUGUUGAUAGUUUGAUUCAAGUUGAAUUACAACCGCCUGAUGAAACAACCUUAGAAGAAUACAACUUACCAAAUAAUUCCAAGAUAGACUUUGAUUGGGAAUGUUACGUUAGCAGCUGUGAUCAUACCUGUGGUCGUUCUACUCCUGAUAGACAAUUUUUUUAUGUAAAUGGACGACCUUGCGAUCUUGCAAAAAUAAAUAAAUUAAUUAAUCAUAUAUAUCAUAAAUAUAACAAUAAACAAUAUCCUUUCAUAUUUUUGAAUUUAAAAUUGAAUCAAGAAUGUGCUGAUAUUAAUGUUACACCAGACAAAAGAACUAUUUUGUUCACACAUGAAAAAAUAAUUUUAGCCUCUGUUAAAUUUAAUCUGAUAAGAAAAUGGGAGUCCGUGCAAGGAAAUUUUACUGUAAAAACCUUGACAGAAUUAAAUGUUGGAUUUAAAAGAAUAGCUUCUUCUACUCAUGAGGAUCCACCAGCAAAACGAAUACAACUUUUUCAUAGAUCACAAAGUAUUGAAAAAAAUAAUGAAAAAGAAGCGCACAUAGAGACAGACAAUGUUUUUGAAGAAAAUAAUGAAGUUGUAGAAAAAUUAUUGAACAUUGAAAUACCUAUUAAUAUAGAAAAAGUAAAAGAAAAGUUUUACGAAAAAAAGAAAGCAUCUAAGAAUGACGUUAAUAAAAAUGUAAAUUUGAAGUAUAAAGUACAAAUAGAAGCUGAUCAGAAUAAUGAAGCUGAGAAAGAACUACAAAGAGAACUUACCAAAGAAUCGUUUACAAAGAUGGAGGUUAUAGGGCAAUUCAAUUUAGGUUUUAUUAUAGCUCUGUUGGAAAAUGAUCUUUUCAUAAUUGAUCAGCAUGCAACAGAUGAAAAAUUUCGUUUCGAAAAAUUAAGUAAUGAGACGAAACUGAAAACGCAAAAAUUAAUUAUACCUAAACCUUUAAAUCUUUCAUCUUUAAAUGAAACUAUUCUCAUAGAACAACGAGAAAUAUUCGAAAGCAAUGGUUUCGAAUUUAAAAUAAAUACUGAAGAUGACGUUGGAAAACGUGUAGAAUUAAUCGGAAUGCCGGUUAGCUUUGGCUGGCAAUUUGGACAAGGAGAUAUAGAAGAAUUAAUUUUUUUAAUCAAAGAAGGAGCGAUAGAACAUAAAGUUUCUUCUGAAAUUCCUCGUCCAAGUCGAGUUCGGCAAAUGUUAGCAUCAAGAGCAUGUCGUAGCGCAGUUAUGAUCGGUACUGCAUUAAAUAAUGCAGAAAUGCAAAAAUUAAUAAUACAAAUGAGUCAAAUGAAAAAUCCUUGGAAUUGUCCACAUGGUAGACCUACAAUACGACAUCUAUUUUCUUUAUUCCUAAUGAAUGGAUAAUA